UUAGCUUCCACGCUGAAAUACAGGCCUGUGUCACUCUCAUCUUCAAAUCAAGGAUUCUCCCUCCGCGUCUUCAUCUCGCUUGUGUGAGGGUUAUCAGGCUGAUGGGUGGAGGCUGUGCUGAAGAGGCUGUAAAUUGUAAGACUCGACCUGGCCACUACUACGAUAAGCUGCUAAACAAAUGUAUAGAGUGUAAAGAGAUCUGCGGCACACAUCCUCCAGAAUGCGCCCCACACUGCCAGACUGAAGUUGUCGCAGGACCCUCCACACUGAAAGACUCUGAUAUCCUCAUCUACUCCCUGCUGGCUGUGUGCCUGGCGCUGCUGUUUUCUAGCUUGUUUCUGGCCUUUGUAGCCUUUCUUAGAGGAGGCAAGGCCAAAACUUCUAACCAAGGAUCCACACAGGGCAGUCAAUCCAAGAAGAAGAAAGAGAGCGAGGCCAGGCUGGGACAGGAGACUGGUAUUCCAGCUGGGCAACUUGGAAAAAGCUCCAAAGAUAUUCUAAUGUCUCCGAGCUGCCCCGUUAACCUCGAGCCAUCAGACGACUCCCUGCCAACAGAGACCUGCGUGUGUGUCCACUGCUUCCCCGACAUGAACGUGCGAGGCCCGGCUCACAGCAGGACGCUCAGAGACCCUCCUGUGCUCUACCAGCAAGCUGUCCUCCAAAGAGCCCAGACCCAAAACGGAGGGGCUUGCUGGACGGAGCAGAGCUUCCGAACCUACGACAUGAAGGUCCAGGAGGAGGCAGCAGUGGGAUGAGUUUAGUGGUGCAAGUGAACUGGAAUUAGUUACCGUGUCUCCGAUCCAUCAGAGAAGGUUGUCGAUAUACUGGAUAUUUUGUUGGGCGUAAAAAAACAACAACAAAAAAACAAAAAAAACCCUAAAAACGAAAUGCUACAAACACCAUCACAGUAUGUGACAAAUCAGUCCGUCACCAUAAAUAUAAUAUGGACAUAGCGUCUAGGUUGAAUUUACUGACCACCAGGGGGCGAAACCAAGCCCUCAGCCUUGACCUUAACUCUACUCUUUUAAGCACUUGUUUAACACUUUCCGGAAAAUCCUAUAGCUCCAUCACUCAUUUCAGAUCUUAAGAAAUCAAAUAUUAACUCAAUUUCAUGUAAAUUUGGUGAUUCUGAGAGCCAGAAAAGAGACCCAGAGUGUUAUGACUGGUUAAUGAUCAGAUGCUCCCCUGAUAACGUAGUCUCAAGACACAAAGAUGGAGAGGGUGAAAAUUCCCAGCUUUAUAACAACAGUUCGCAAACCGUUUUUUGACCUCUCAGUUCCUUCACUCAUCAUUUAUACUGAAACCUUCACACUCACUUUUAAUACAAAAACCGUAAUUAUAUCUUUGCUGGAAAAACUGUCUGAUUUUAAGGAUUUUUAUGAAGUGUGUGUGUGUGUGUGUGUGUGUGUGU
Messenger RNA from Pundamilia nyererei, 1411 nucleotides. RefSeq names its product TNF receptor superfamily member 13B (gene tnfrsf13b). The record is from RefSeq and is a predicted model, not a curated record. Gene Ontology annotation, cellular component: plasma membrane. Lineage: Eukaryota; Metazoa; Chordata; Actinopteri; Cichliformes; Cichlidae. Bases 102 to 755 code for a protein of 217 amino acids. The transcript has 5 exons. Gene Ontology annotation, biological process: B cell homeostasis; hematopoietic progenitor cell differentiation; negative regulation of B cell proliferation.